This is a messenger RNA of Oncorhynchus masou masou (cherry salmon), 1123 nucleotides long. RefSeq lists its product as uncharacterized. Bases 378 to 1028 code for a protein of 216 amino acids. The record is from RefSeq and is a predicted model, not a curated record. The transcript has 6 exons. NCBI's taxonomy places the organism in Eukaryota, Metazoa, Chordata, Actinopteri, Salmoniformes, Salmonidae. Gene Ontology annotation, cellular component: plasma membrane.
UUGACAGGUGAAUGAGAACAGUCGAGUUAGGGAGAGUAUCGCGCAGGAUGAAAGAAAGAGACCUGGAUAGAGAGCCGCUGGGGUGUGUAAAGCUUUCAUCCCUGCGACAAAUGAGAAAUAGAACGACAAUUCUAAUGGCUUCUGAAUGAUGUUCGGGAGUUAAUGAGUUUAACACUGGUGCAGUGCAGUGUAGUGUGUUGAGCAUGGCCACGUCUGCAGCAGACGUCUGUACUUUUAAAGGAUGACCCACGACACCUGCCCUCAGGGCGCUGUUAUUGUGGUCGGCAUGCUGCUGUUGCGUCACAUGUUCAUUGUCAACUCGACGGGCCUCUACUACAGCUCAGUUUGUUCUCCCCUGAGACCAGCAUGUGAGAGAAAUGGACAAAGAGAGUGAGAAGUGGGCCAGAAUUCUGUGGGACUACCUUUGUCUGCCCCAUUCUCUGGAAAAGAGUGAUGUCAUAAUAGGCCUGGGUUGCCAUGAUGUGCGUGUGGCGGAGAGGUCAGCCGCUCUCUUCCUGGAAGGGUGGGCUCCUUGGCUGCUCUUCACUGGUUACAAAGGCAACCAGACUGCAGGUGUGUGGUCGAGGCCAGAGGCUGACGUGUUCCUGGAUGUGGCUCUGAGGAUGGGAGUGCCCAGGGUGAACAUACUGCUGGAGACAGAGGCCACCAACACUGGAGACAACAUCUGCUUCUCAUACAGGCUCCUCAAGGAGAGAAACAUCCCAGCCAACAGGGUGAUCCUGGUCCAGCAGCCCUUUAUGGAGCGCAGGGUCUCUGCAACAUUCCUGCGCCAGUGGCCUGACCAAGGGGAACACACGCAUGCCAUCGUUACCUCCCCCCAGAUGGGCAUCUCUGCCUACCCCCAUCCCACUGUGGGCACUGCCACGGACCUCAUCACAUACAUGCUAGGUGUUCUAGAGAGGAUCCGUGACUACCCACAGAAAGGUUUCCAGGUGGAGCAGGAGAUCACACCCAGUGCUCUCUCUGCCUACCACUGGUUCCUGCAGGCUGGCUACAUUCCCAAAUGAAUACACAACACACACACACUUGUGCUUAAGUUUCGCUAUGGACAUGUUGAUGCUGCUGAUGGUUGGGAAUUUAACAUUAAAUUGCAGUAAAUUCA